Molecule: messenger RNA, 773 nt
Organism: Gigantopelta aegis
Lineage: Eukaryota; Metazoa; Mollusca; Gastropoda; Neomphalida; Peltospiridae
Product: ATP synthase subunit s, mitochondrial-like
Exons: 5
Coding region: 40-654 (204 amino acids)
Source: RefSeq, a predicted model, not a curated record
CUGUGGGUUGUGUUUGAUAAUUACCUGUGUAUUUGUCAAAUGGGCCUUUUCAAUAUAUAUAACUAUUGUCUUGGGACUAAAGGAAAUUUGAUUUCUCAUAAUGUCAAAAUUACAAAGAGAUUUCUGUGGGGUUACCUGAAUUCAGUAUUUAACAGAGUUGACGAAGAUCGUCUGAAACAAGUUGGUCCUGACCGAGCAUGUGCCGAGUGGCUGCUUCGUUGUGGGGCCAGCAUCAAGUGGAAAGGACUGAAUCACUUUGAGAAAGAUUAUAACUCUUUACCAGGCAGCAACUUUGACAAGUACAAAAUAGAAGAGAUUGAUGCAUCAAAGUCGGCAGUCAUGGGGAUCGGAUUUCCACAUCUCAAUGGACUAAAACAUGUAAGAAAAAUCAUCUUGCAUGACUGUAACUAUUUAUAUGAUGAUGCCUUGUCUUAUCUGCCGCUGGUGAAGGAAACGCUAAACAGUUUGCAAAUCAGUAGCUGUGGUGACAUCAGUGAUGAAGGGCUUGCUCAUGUUUGCCAGCUUAGUAAUCUGAAGGUUCUUCUGAUGUACGAUUUACCAGAAGUAAGGAAUAAAUCCACAGUUUUGAAAAAACUUCAGGGAAGUCUUCCAAAAUGUAACAUUGACUACUUUGAUGCCACGAGAGAGAAGUAAAAAGACACUUUUCAAAAGUGUUUUGUGAAUGUGAAUGAGUGAAACUUUGAUGAUUUUUUAAAAUAUGCAUACAUUGUGUAUGUGUAUAUAAACUGCAAUAAAUUCAGCUAUAUAAUUUG